Messenger RNA from Amborella trichopoda, 4017 nucleotides. RefSeq names its product EEIG1/EHBP1 protein amino-terminal domain protein. Gene Ontology annotation, cellular component: nuclear pore. NCBI's taxonomy places the organism in Eukaryota, Viridiplantae, Streptophyta, Magnoliopsida, Amborellales, Amborellaceae. The record is from RefSeq and is a predicted model, not a curated record.
CUCUCUUCCUCUCUCUAAAUUGUAAAAACUAAAAACAGUACUAAAUCUCUCUCUAUCACUACAUACUUCAGCAACGCCUUUUGAUCUUGCAACUCGUCCACAACUUUAUUCUUUGUUUUUUCUCUCCCGUUUUCUUUCCCCCGUCUUUUUUUUUUUCAUUUUUGUCUUCUUUUUUUUUUUUUCUAUUUUUGUUGAUGUGAAAUGGAGAAGCGCCAUCUGUAAAUGCCUCUUUUCGUUCUCUCUCUACUUCAUCGUUCGCGGCGAAAGAAGACUCUGCAACAUCUCCAGUAAUGAAGUGUUUGUGCUACCCCUCUAGUUCGGAUCUGUAAGUCCUGGCAUUCAUAAUGGAUCUCUAAAAUCAGUCUGACCCGACGUGCUGCAAGUUUGAGACACACCUCUAAGUUGUUCAUUUGUAAACGUGUGUAUUAGUUGACUGUUGCCCCUAGCCAUGGUUCUCGGGUUGAGAACUAAGAACCGAAAAGGAUCUACAGUCAAUGUAGAUUAUGUCAUCCACAUUCAAGAGAUUAAACCGUGGCCACCAUCCCAGUCUUUGAAGUCUCUUCGCUCUGUGACACUGCAAUGGGAAAACGGUGAACGCCAAUCUGGUAGCACAAAGAUUGUUACCCCUCUCACUGCAGAUGGAAAAAUCGAGUUUAAUGAAUCCUUCAGGCUUCCCGUCUCCUUAUGCAGAGACUUAUCUGCAAAAACUGAGACAUAUCAGAAGAACUGUUUGGAAAUGAAUCUUUAUGAACCGAGGAGAGACAAGACAAAAGGGCAGCUUUUGGGUAGUGCUAUGGUGGACUUGGCAGAGCAUGGGAUUUUGAAAGAUGCGGUGAGUAUUAGCGUUCCAAUGAAUUGCAAGAGGAGCUUCAGAAACACUGCUCAACCUGUUGUGUAUAUUCAAAUUCAACCAUUUGAAAGAGACAGUGCCAGUUUCUCAUCGAGGGAUUCUCUAGCAAAAGAGUCAUCUCUGGACAAGGAUGAUGGCAAAGAAUCUAUCUCUACUUUGAUGAGUGAAGAGUAUGCAGAGGAAGCUGAAAUUGCAUCUUUUACUGAUGAUGAUGUUUCCUCACACUCUUCGUUACCUGGUUCUCCAUCUGAAGCUGAGGCCAGAAUCCAAGAAUCAGGUGACACUGGAGAUUCCAGGCAAGGGGCUGAAGAGAGUCCUGGUGAAGCUACUAAGGAGAGCAGAGAAAAGGUCAGCAUGCUGCCUGCCUUACCUCUGGAAUCACCGGCUCAUAACAACUCUACACCAAUCACUAAGAAACCCGCAGCUCCUGAAGCUUCUUCUUCAUCCAUUACUCCUGAAGGUGUGAAUGUUGAAGAUGGAUAUAAUGGCGAUACAAAGGGUGCUGAUAAUAAUAACAUAGUGGUGGCUAAUGAAAAGGAGGUUGCCCUUAAUGGUGAAGUGAAGGAAACUAUUUUGCACUUGACAAAAGAAGAAAAUAAUUCAUAUGGUGUAAACUCUAGAAUUCAGUUUAGUGAUUCAAAAAUACAAUUAGGAGACAAGACGCCAUCUUUUACUGACUCUACUCACUCCAACUCAAGCUUUGAAAAUGAUGGACAAAAUGGGACAGAGGAUGUAAAAGUGAAUAAGAUGGUUAUGGAGGAGCACAAAAAGGAUAAUCAUCCAAUUGGUCAUUAUGAAUAUCUUGAAGUAGACAGUGAACAUUCUGAGGAUGAACAGCUUGCAAACAUUCCCAGAAAGGAUGUUAAUCUCAAAAUUGAGAACAGUUCUCAUGCAAUGGCUGAAAGUGAGGAACCAAUCCCAGAAGUUAAGCAGCUGCCUAAAAUGUCACAAGGUAGUUUUAUAAAGUCGACAAAAACAGGCAAUGACUUGCAGAGUAAUAACUGGGGUGCACCAUCAAAUCCUAGAAUUUCAACUGAAAGCCAAACACAGUAUAAGAUGACAUCUGUUAACCAUCCACAUGAGUCAUCAGUGUGUGUAUCAUCAGAGACCGAUGAUGACAAUGUUGAGGUGGAAGAAGUAAAGGAAAUUGAUGUUCUGGGGGAUUCUCCCAAUGAUAAAAUUCUUAGGAACAAUAAACAAAGACCUAAUCUGCAUGAGAGUAGUGUUAACAGUCACAAAGCUAAAUAUGUUUCUAGAGAGAGGAGUAGCAUUUUUUCUGAUACUAAAAUCCAGCGCUUGGAGCUGAAAAUUGAGGCACUUGAGGCAGAAUUGAGAGAAGCUGCUGCAACUGAAGUUGCACUUUAUUCCAUAGUUGCAGAGCAUGGUAGUUCAUCACAUAAAGUCCAUGCUCCAGCUCGACGCCUGUCAAGGCUAUUUAUUCAUGCCUGCAAGCAUUGGCCCACAUAUAGAAGGGCAAGUACUGCUAAAAGUAUUGUUUCAGGACUAGUUUUAGUCGCAAAAGCCUGUGGAAAUGAUGUGCCAAGGUUAACAUUUUGGUGGUCAAAUUAUGUUGUCCUGAGAGCGAUCAUCGCCCAAGGUUUUGGUAAAUCAAACUUUCCAAAAGCGGCAGAACAUUUCAACAAAUUAAAUGAUACUGAUAAGGGAAAUGAUAGAAAAUAUUCUCCAUUAAACUGGAAGGAGAAUUCUCCUAAGAAUCAGGCAAAGAAAUCUGGCCUUACUCAGUUAUCGGAUGACUGGCAGGACAUCAAUACAUUUAAAUCUGCAUUGGAAAAGAUCGAAUCCUGGAUAUUUUCCCGCAUCAUUGAGUCAGUGUGGUGGCAGACUUUGACACCAUACAUGCAGCCUUAUAAUGGUGAAGGUCUUGAAGGAAAAUUUUGUUUGAACUUACACAGAAGCUUUCGAAGGCUUCCAAGCUUGGGUGAUCAGCAGCAAGGAAGCUUUUCUAUAAACCUUUGGAAGAAGGCCUUUGAAGAUGCCUUUGAAAGGCUCUGUCCAGUGCGAGCAGGAGGGCAUGAAUGUGGCUGCUUGUCUGUACUAGCUAAAUUGGUUAUGGAGCAAUGUGUUAAUAGACUAGAUGUGGCCAUGUUCAAUGCCAUUCUACGUGAAUCAGAAGAUGAAAUGCCAACAGAUCCUGUCUGUGAUCCUAUAGGAGAUCUCAAGGUUCUCCCUAUUCAAGCAGGGAAUUUGAGCCUUGGUGCCGGUGCAAAACUCAAAACUGCUGUGGGAACCUGGUCCAGAUGGUUAACGGACCUAUUUGGUAUUGACGCUGAUGACUCCCCUGCAGAUGAUGACGAUCUUGAUGAUGACAGACAAGAUACUUCAAAAGCCUUGAAAACUUUUCAUCUUCUUAAUGCAUUGAGUGACCUUUUGAUGCUCCCCAAAGAUAUACUCUUGGAUCCAUCCAUCAGAAAAGAGGUAUGUCCGACUUUUGGUGCACCGUUGAUAAAACGAGUCUUGUGCAAUUUUGGGCCUGAUGAGUUCUGUCCAGAUCCUGUUCCUGAUGAUCUGCUAGUGGCACUUGAUUCAGAGGUUCCACCGAAGCAGCAAUUCGAUGGCAGAAAUGAUCAAAUCGGUGGUUUCCCAUGUGUUGCUGCUCCCAUUACAUACUCACCACCCUUCGUGGCUUCUACUGGUGAGGUUGUAGGGGCUGUUGACUUUGGGAGGAGUCCUUCAUCAUCCUUGUUGCGCAAAGGCCACACGAGUGAUGACGAGCUUGAUGAAUUGACCGUACCCUUAGCAUCCAUUAUCGACAAGAUUCCAGAGUCCCCGAAAGAGACAUCCAUGGAAAAGAGAUGGAAAGAAAGAGGUCCAAAUGUGCGAUAUCAACUUCUUCAAGAUGUGUGGCUGGAUUGACAUCUGAUACAAUUUCUAUUACAUCAAAUCGCUAGCUAGAUCCCUGCAGAGGCCUGUUAUAUAAUCAUUCAUUGUGUUAAGUUGCUGUUUUUCCCCAGAAAAUCAGGUCACAUGGUUGAGUUUAAACCACUAAUAUUGGGGCCCUAUUUUUUCAGUAAAAAUAAUAAGCUGUAUUUUCCAUCUAUUUUCUGUUGCCUUUCCCAUUUGUAAAGCAGUAACAGAAGUCUAAAAUGACAAGAGCUAUAGUUUAUUAUUCCUAUAAUGGAAUCCCCUAUCUUUGUAUUUGUUUUUUC